AUGCUGCUCGCCGCGUCGCUCGCGUCGCGCGCGGCGCCGAUACGCCCCCGCGCGCGUCUUCCGCGCGCGCGCGUCGUCCGAGCGGCUUCCCUCGGACGGAACGACGCUUCCCCCGGCGCGCCGCGCCCCCCCUCCUCCUCCUCCUCCGCCGCCGCCCGCCGCGUCGCGGCGUCGCGCCGCGCCGCGUGGAAGGGCUUCUUCUCGCUGUCCAUCGACGAGGACGACGACGACGGCGGCGGCGGCGGCGGCGCCUCGACGACGACGACGACCAAGGAAAAAGAGGCGACGACCGCCGACGCGGAGGCGGAGGAGGAAGAGGACGACCUCGAAGAAGCUCCCCAGUCGUCGUCGUCGUCGCUCGCGUCGCCGCCUCCCUCCCCGGACGACUCCAUGUCCGACGACGAAGCAAUCGCGGUCCUCGAGGACGUCAUGCGCGCGCGCAUGUCCCCCGCGGCCGCGCGCGUCAUCGCGCGCGGCUUCGAAGACAUCGGCGUGGACACACCCGCGAAGCUCAGAAAGCUGAUUCUGUCGCGUUCCUUCGGGAUCAUCGCGCUCGAGUGUAUCGCGCUGCUCGUGAACGGCGUCGCGGCGUUCGGCGCGCUGCAGUGCUUUCUCCUCGCGGACGCGGGCGCGUUCUUUCCCGCGUCGAACGUAGUGGCGACGAUCGCGGCGGAGGCGUCGUUCGCGCUCGUUUUCUCGGUGUUCGCGGUGGAGAGCUUCGCUCGGUUUUUGGUCCUGGGGUCCUUCGUCGCGUCCGCGGCGUUCUUCGGGUGCGUUCUUCGGGCGCUCACGAUAACGCACCACGUGUGA
Messenger RNA from Micromonas pusilla CCMP1545, 810 nucleotides. RefSeq lists its product as uncharacterized. The coding region runs from base 1 to 810 and encodes 269 amino acids. The transcript has a single exon. The record is from RefSeq and is a predicted model, not a curated record. Lineage: Eukaryota; Viridiplantae; Chlorophyta; Mamiellophyceae; Mamiellales; Mamiellaceae.